Sphenostylis stenocarpa is the source of this 279-nucleotide messenger RNA. The record is from the annotation of a GenBank genome assembly. Lineage: Eukaryota; Viridiplantae; Streptophyta; Magnoliopsida; Fabales; Fabaceae.
AUGGUUUACUUCUUCAUAACUGAUGUUUUGAAUUCGGAGUUUCUUGACCUCACUGGUCAGGAACCUGCCAUUGUGACAAAGCCAUUGGAUUUCGAAUUUUUUGAUACAUUGAAUAUGUCUUCUUCAACCAAGGGUGAUAGGAAGACUGCAAUUGAUGUGGCAUCGUGGAUGUUCAAUAUAGUGACAUCUGUGGGGAUAAUCCUUGUGAAUAAAGCUCUCAUGGCUACAUAUGGUUUCAGCUUUGGUAGAGUUUCUAGACCUUUCUCCAAUCUGAGAUAA